AUGCGGGCAGCUUUUCUUCUUUCCGUUGUCGCUGCUCAAUUGGCCUGCGCUGAGCCUUUGAACGAAAGAGCCGAUGUCUCUAAGCAAACUCAAGGUGUCUCUUUCGGAUCUCCUCCUCAGCCAGUGAAAGCUUCCUUUGGGUUCGACUCUGCGGAGCUUUACAUUCCGCCGUUCAUAAAUGGAACUAAUGGGGCAAACAUCACUCGAAACUUCACAUUCGGUGACAUGGAUGAUGCCCCGAAUUCUUACACGGACCAUCCUAUAUUUGGAGAACAAAAAGUUGUGGUGAACGGUUUUGAACUUCAAAAUUUCACUUUUGAUGGUUGGCAUUCAGACUAUAUUUACGUUGGACUUUGUCUGGCGUUUACCCCGUGGAACCUAGAUUCCCCAGAAGAUUUUCAGAUUUCUACAAUUGAAUCUUUGAAGGAUUCGGGGUACAUCAAAUCCAGGUCCUUUUCUGUGUUCUACAAUACCAGUGCACUGGAACUUGAAGCCAAUGAAGUGUUGUUUGGCGCAAUAGACCACGGAAAAUACGAAGGACCUUUGGUGAAACACAAGCUCUAUAUGAAUGAGACAGUCGCCGGGGAAGGGUAUACCAUUCAUCCGACCCUCGCCAUGGAUGGCAUGGCGGGCUACAACUUUCUGGUUUCUGAGCAGAUUGUAACUCUUAUAACCGAUGAACAUUGGUAUCUUCCCCCGGAGUAUAUUGCAGCUUUGGAUACGUAUUUUCAAGACAGAUACGGGUUCAAUUUGACCAACGUUUCCUGUCUGAUCAUGGACCUGACUGAGUACAUCUCCUUUUACUUCAGUGGCGUCGAGUACCGUAUGUUGGACUCGGGAUUUUUUUCCUCAUAUGUCGAAAACGGAACCACGUUCUGCUACUUCCCGGGGGGAACGAUCGAUAGUAUUCUGUUCAAUUACGAAAUCAGCAGGAAAAUCUUCAGCCACCAUUACCUUGUGGUGGAUUAUGACCAUGAAGAAAUCGGCAUUGCCCAAGCAGCAACCAAAUCUAAUUCUCCAACUAUCGAGGAAUUGUCCACAGGCAUUCCCCUGGCCACCCCAGCAAAAUACUAUAGCUACACAUCGUUGGACGAGACUGUGGUAAUUCUCAGUGACUCGGAGUUUUACUUGACAACAUCAAUCAAUCCAUCUAACUACUCAAUGUACACAGGCGAACGGUUGGGCUGGAGUGCCACCGAGGAAUUUUAUCUUUCACAUACGAGUUCGUCCACUCCUUCCAAUUCCGUCACAUUGGUUAAGCCAACUGCAUCGUCGACGGCUGGAAACAGCACAAAAGCUAGUUCUUCCUCGAAAGGAGUUGGGGCUCUGAAGGGGGCCAGUGCUCUUACUUUUAUUGGUUGCAUUCUCGGUACUUUGAUGAUGUUUUAG
This is a messenger RNA of Clavispora lusitaniae ATCC 42720, 1389 nucleotides long. Its product is annotated as Eukaryotic aspartyl protease family protein. Lineage: Eukaryota; Fungi; Ascomycota; Pichiomycetes; Serinales; Metschnikowiaceae. The record is from RefSeq and is a predicted model, not a curated record.